CAGAUUCUCCAGCCCAGCAUGAAAAACUGAAACGUCUGGAGGACUCCUGGGGACUUUUGAUCUGCUCCUGCAGGCGAGAACACGAUGUCGACACCAGCAUCAGAGCACGGCCCAGAGGACGUCAACAACCGCAGCUUCUGGAUGCCCGGGAACUACCAGCGCACUGUGAAGCGCACAGAAGACACUUUCCAGGCCUGCAACGACAUCGUAGUGUGUUUCCAGGAGAGAGCUCGUGUGGAGAGGCAGUACGCCCAGCAGCUCAAUGAAUGGAGCACCAAGUGGAAGCCGGUGGUGGACUCCAGUCCACUGUAUGGGUCUCUUCUCAAAGCUUGGCAGUGCUUUCUGUCCUCCGCUGACCGGCUGACCUCCUUGCACGCCUCCAUCUGUCGCUCCCUGGUGUCGGACGACGCAGACCGGGUCAGGACCUGGCAGAAGGACUCCUUCCACAAGAAGGUGUUUGGAGGCUUCAAGGAGUCCCAGGAUAUGGAGACCGGGUUUGCGCGUGCUCAGAAGCCCUGGGCCAAAAAACUCAAGAAGCUGGACAAAGCUAGAAGAGCGUACCAUAAGGUGAGCCGGAAGGAGCAUGCAACCAGGGAGCGAAACGCUCACGCUCAGGGAAACCCCGAUGUAAACAUCGACAAACAGAAGAAGAUCCAGGAGGAGAGAGAAGUGGCUCAGCAAGAGACAGAGAAGGUUCGUGGACGCUAUGAGAAGGUCCUGGAGGAGGUGAACCGCUACGUUCCUCGCUAUAUGGAGGAGAUGGAGUCCGUUUUUGACCAGUCGCAGGAAGAGGAGCGCAAGAGGAUCGCCUUCCUCAAACAGGCCUUCCUGUCCAUCAACAAACACCUGGACGUCACCACCAACGAGAGCGUGUUAGCCGUGUACCAGGAGCUCCACAACACCCUGAUGGCCAUCGACGAGCACGAAGACCUCCGCUGGUGGAAAAACACCCACGGGCCCGGCAUGCCGACCGACUGGCCUCACUUCCAGGAGUGGACGCCUGAAAAGAAAAGUAAAAAAGGGAAGAAAGAGGCGGUAAAGAAGGAAGUAAUAGAGAAAAGUGCGGUGAUCGGAGGAGUCAGAGUCAGAGCUCUGUAUGAUUACGUCGGCCAGGAGACCGACGAGCUCUCCUUUAAAGCAGGUGAGGAGUUUUUGAAGAUCGAGGACGAGGACGAUCAGGGCUGGUGUCGAGGGAAGAAGGACGACGGGUGGGAGGGGCUUUACCCGGCCAAUUACGUAGAGGUGGUAUAGUGACCACGAGCAGAAGGAAUAUGGUAAACACGUCACGUACUUCACUUUGCAGCACAAAUAAAUGUCUAUGAAACAACUUUAUUAAACGAGGUCC
Messenger RNA from Nematolebias whitei (Rio pearlfish), 1345 nucleotides. RefSeq names its product protein kinase C and casein kinase substrate in neurons protein 1. Lineage: Eukaryota; Metazoa; Chordata; Actinopteri; Cyprinodontiformes; Rivulidae. The transcript is spliced from 10 exons. Gene Ontology annotation, cellular component: cytoplasm; plasma membrane; endosome. Gene Ontology annotation, biological process: plasma membrane tubulation; cytoskeleton organization; regulation of endocytosis. Gene Ontology annotation, molecular function: phospholipid binding; protein binding. The coding region runs from base 85 to 1251 and encodes 388 amino acids. The record is from RefSeq and is a predicted model, not a curated record.